CAGCCACGCUGCCUCCUCCGCGGGGACGCAGUGGGUGAGAGUCGGAGCAGAGCAGGCUGCGGUCAGUGCGCAUCCCAGGACGCGGCGUCAGUGUAGUUGGGGCUCAACUUUUCAACUCGUCGCUUUCCACUUCGUUCCCGUUCGGAAACUUUAACAAUGGGUUGCUUUGAGUGCUGCAUCAAAUGUUUAGGCGGAGUGCCGUAUGCGUCGCUGGUUGCUACGAUCCUCUGCUUCUCUGGCGUGGCCCUGUUCUGUGGAUGUGGCCAUGUGGCUCUCACCGGCACGGUGAACAUCCUGGAAGCCCACUUCUCCAAGGUCACAACCGAUCACGCCAUGCUCACUGACGUAAUACAGCUGAUGCAGUACGUCAUCUAUGGCAUCGCCUCGUUUUUCUUCCUGUAUGGAAUCAUCCUGCUCGCCGAGGGAUUCUACACGACCAGCGCCGUCAAGGAGCUGCACAGCGAGUUCAAGACCACCAUCUGUGGACGCUGCAUCAGUGGAAUGUUUGUGUUCCUCACGUACAUCCUGGGCAUCGCCUGGCUCGGUGUGUUCGGCUUCUCGGCUGUUCCCGUCUUCCUCUUCUACAACAUGUGGUCUACCUGCAACACCAUGAAGUCCCCUAUGGCCAACACUACAGCCAUAGACUCCUUUUGUGUGGAUGUUCGUCAGUAUGGAAUUAUUCCAUGGAACGCCACACCAGGAAAAGUUUGCGGAAACACUCUUGGUAUCGUGUGCGAUAGCAAUGAGUUCUAUCUAUCGUACCACCUGUACAUCGUGGCGUGCGCUGGUGCUGGAGCCACUGUGAUCGCUUUGAUCCACUACCUUAUGAUUCUCUCAGCAAACUGGGCCUACCUUAAGGAUGCCAGUCAAAUGCAUGCCUACCAAGACAUCAAAAUGAAGGAGGAGCGGGAGCUGCAGGACAUCACCUCGCGCUCCAAGGAAUGCCUCAAUUCCUACACAUAAAGACGCAACACGCUUAGAGAGGAAAAAAACAACAACAACAACAACAACCAUGCAGAUACGCUCACCAACACUGUGGCCAACCACUACAAGGCCCCCUUUUUUGGACCAACACUCAGCUAGUAUCACCUGCCAACUCUGUGCAGUACUAACCCGGCUCCUAACAAACUAAUGCAUAACAGCUGCUUUCUGCACUAACUCACCAAGAAGUGUUUCAGGACUGCUGUAUUAAGUUUUUUUUUUGUUGUUUUUUUUUCAAUUUUCAACAUUGAUAUAUAUUUUUUUCUAGCCCUUUCUUUAACCAGUCUCCGCUGGUGAAUGUUAAGUUGUUGCACUAUUCUCACGCAGCGAAUAACAAGUUUGUUUAACUGUCUUGUUUCACUCUCCUUCUUUUGUCCCUUUAGUGGCAAAGUUUCAGCUUGAGGAGAUUUUUUUUCUCUUUUUCAAUAAAAAAACAAAACAAAAUGCUAAUGACUUGUGCACGAUAAGGAAGGCCUUAUGUCCGAUCUCAGUCAGUGUUUUAAAACUCUAGUUGCUCAGAAGUUGCAGAAACUGUAGGCAUGUAUAGCAUGAAACGGAGCCAGUUAUAUGACAUUUGUACAUGCAGAGUCCGCUCAACUAAUAAUGUACAAAUUUUACUGCAUAACCACCUUAGUUGCCAAUCGGCGUGAAUUAGUUUUCAGUUCUAUUAUGACGUCCAGAGCAACAGUCGCCUACUUUAACACACUACCUCAGGUGUGCACUAGAACUUAAUAGACAGCGUAGUUGUUUGAAAAUGUCAUUUUGAUCAGAAAUGGGAUGCAUUUGGAGCAACAUAAACCAUUCACUCAGCGUGAUUAGGUCUUUGCAGUAUUUCUUAAUAAACUGUUAGAAUCGUUUCUUAUACUUGAUACAUGAAUGGUGCAAAGUAUAAUCUGAACACAUGUAAUGUGUACAAACUCUGGUUCAUUUGCAUUCAGGCGAUUUAAAGGCGCAAGGCUAAGGCUUCAGAUAUCCUAAUAAAUAGCAGUUCUGUAUUGUAUAUCACUUUGUUUAAGCUCCUAUAACAUGAAUAAAACGGCCCCACUCGCGUUGCAUUUGAAAGCGGCCGGUGUCUGUUUUGAGCUGUGUAAAUACGCUACGAUUUUCAUUCUCAUUUUAAAAAUUGAAACCUCUUUUUCACGAUUUUCUAAAAUUGCAUUCCUUUUAAAUGUGCAAUUGUUAUAUUGUUUAUAUAAUUACUCGUGUAAUCUUUUUUUUGUUUUGUUUUUGGCUUUUAGUGAAGUUACAGGGAUAAGUUGUUUUGUUACAUGAAAACCGUUGUUUUUGCAGAGACGUGUUUUGUACAGUUAGGUAUACUGACACCAGUGGUAGGCAGUGUUUGCCCCUUUUUAAAAUCAAUGUUACUUCCUGUUAAAUGGCUAAUUAGUUCUCAAUAUUUUUAGGCUCUUGUCUUUUUCAAGUUUUUUGCAUGAUAGUGCAGAAGUUUUCUACAAAUGCCAAGGGCUUCCUGAAGGUUUCCUAAAAAAAUAAAAAAAUUCUGAUUUAAAUUUUUUUUUUUCUAAAUAGUAAAUGUAGCCAAAGUGUUGAAGCCAAUGCUGUCCAAUGUACAAAACAGUAUCCCGUUAUAUUAAAGUAAAUCUUUGUUUCAAUGAAAACGAGACAGAUGUACAUUGGCAAAGCAGAGAAAUGUGUGACGUACAAUGAGUCGCAAAAGUAUUUGACUUGAACUUUUCCACGUCUUGUGACAUAAAAAAAACACAAACUUCAGUGUACUUUAUUUGCAUGCAGUGUGAUUAGACCAGCAUGUAAUUCUAAAGAGGAAGAAUUAAUUAUCUGGGCUUUAAUUGGGUCACCUUAAAUAUGCACUAUAAACGCUUCCCUGUCGCCCGCUGAAAAAAAGUCCUCCAACAAGAUGCUGCCACUCCCAGGUUUUUUCAUUCGUACGGUGUGUUCAAAGAGAUGUGCAAUAUUAGUUUUCUUUCUUUUUUUUUUUUUUUGCAACAUACAGCAUUUUGUAAGUAGACCAAAGUUCAAUUUUUGGACUCAUUUGACCAGAGUACAGUGUUCUCCUGUGUCCGCUACGUGGCUUUCUUUCAACAAUGACUUACUUCUGGCCACUUUUCCCUAAAAAGGCCAGAUUUGUAGAGGGCACAACUAAGUUUUCCUUUCAACUGAUUCUCCCAACGGAGCUCUGCAGCUCCUCCAGAGUUAGCAAGGACCUCCUAUCUGCUUUUCUGGACAAUGCUCUCCAAACCCAGCCUUUCAGUCAAGAUGGAGGGCCAUGUUUUGAUUAAAUUACACACAUAUGGACUCUAUUUUCAAAACACUGACUUCUUAAGGCAGUUGGUUGCGCUGGACUUUAUUUUGGUCGUCCUAUAAAGCAGGAUGAAUACUAAUGCAGGGCAGAUUAU
This is a messenger RNA of Fundulus heteroclitus (mummichog), 3353 nucleotides long. It is a transcript of the gene gpm6bb, whose product is annotated as glycoprotein M6Bb. Lineage: Eukaryota; Metazoa; Chordata; Actinopteri; Cyprinodontiformes; Fundulidae. The transcript is spliced from 7 exons. The record is from RefSeq and is a predicted model, not a curated record. Bases 157 to 963 code for a protein of 268 amino acids. Gene Ontology annotation, molecular function: structural constituent of myelin sheath. Gene Ontology annotation, cellular component: plasma membrane; myelin sheath. Gene Ontology annotation, biological process: axon development; central nervous system myelination.